Molecule: messenger RNA, 3055 nt
Organism: Scatophagus argus
Lineage: Eukaryota; Metazoa; Chordata; Actinopteri; Scatophagidae
Gene: efcc1
Product: EF-hand and coiled-coil domain containing 1
Exons: 8
Coding region: 153-2072 (639 amino acids)
Source: RefSeq, a predicted model, not a curated record
UCUGCUCCGUCUUAACACACGCCUCAUUUCAGCUCCGCAAACUCUGCUCAGAGAAUUCUACUGAGGGGAUGCACACGAAACACACGUAGGGCGAUGUCAGGAGAAGAAACUAAGUGUUCGGUUUAAGGAAAUAUGAUGUUCGGUAAAAAACGAUGGAUGCGAUAGAUUGCACUGAUCCAUACAGCCGACCAGCGCGCAGGACACAAUGGAUAGUCAGCACUCUGGCGUAUCACUACGGACUGGACCGGGGAGUGGAGAACGAAAUAAUAGUUUUGGCUACGGGAUUAGAUCAAUACCUACAGGAGAUUUUCCAUCAUAUGGACUACCAAGGUAGGGAGAAAAUCCCUGUGGAGGACUUUAAUAUCUUGUGUGAAGUUUUGGGACUGAACAAAGACUCGGAGGACACCGAAUGUAUCGGUAUUUUAGAUCAUUUACCCAACGAGCUCACCUUCCGACACUUCCACGCUAAACUGUGCGGAUACUUCAGCACCAAGGCCGGGUGUCAGUACGAGAACGGCCGGCUGCUGGUCGGGAAGGACAGCGAGCAUAUAGAGACUCAGAUCCGCCUGAGAAGCCCUCUGAGGCGGCGAGAGAAGCUGCUGUCUGUGGGUGUGAACCGUGGAUCUUGUCCGUUCUUGGAGGGACGACACGCCUCCGGCUGCAGGCUCGGAUACUGCACCAAAGAGUGUUAUGAGGAGAUCGUGGCGCUGGAGGAGGCAGAGGAUCGCAUAUCCAAACUGGAAGACGAGAAUGUGAGUUUGAGGGAGUUGAUUGAGGACAUGCGAGCCGCGCUUCAGAGCAGUGACGCCCGCUGUUUGGCACUGCAGGUAGGACUAUGGAAAAGCCACUCCAAACACAAACCAGAGGAAGGCUGUUUUGUUGCCCACCAGAAGCAAAUUUCCCAGAGAAGUAUGAGCAAUACCAGCCUGAAAGGCAGCUCCUACACCAACCUGAAGGACCUGCAGAACAUUAUCCAUGAGAUAGAGCUGCUGGGGAGCUCCAGAGACCGACAGGUAGAGGAAGCCAUGCUGUGUAAUCAGAAACUGGAGCAGGAACUGUGGAGCUCUAAAGAGACUGUGGCUGCCCUGGAAGACUGUAACCAAGCCCUGAAGAGGGAGCAGGUGGGCUUGAGGAAGAAGGUGGAGGAAGCCAGGCAGGUGCUGCUCAGCAGCCUGGGUAAAGUGAAGGAACUGGAAACUAUGGCUAGUCAUGUCCCAGCGCUGCAGCGACACAUCCUCCAGCUGGAAUCAGAACUCCUUUACCACAGGUCGGAAGUGUCAAAACUACAGUUACCAAGCAGUACCAGGACAGAGCAGCAGCUGAGUGGUGGCGGCAGGCCGGGCCAGAGAUGUUACUCAGACACACAACGUGGCCGCUGUUCUCCGACAGGGCGUGCUGUGACAACCCCAGAUAAGAUGGAAGAGCAACUGUUUCGCUCAGUGGAAGGCCAGGCUGCCUCCGACGAGGAGGAAGACAAGUGGACCGGAGACCAGCGGAGGCAGGUGGACGAGGUGAAGAGGAUCCUGACCAGGCUGUCCUGUUGUGGGGAAAGGUGCGACGACAAGGCGUUCAAGAAGCUGAUGUCUAAUUUUGGGAGCCUGAGGAGUGAGGAGAGCUGCAGUGCUGUCGUGGAGCUUCUGGAGAGGGUGACCAGGCUGCAUAAGCAGCUGGAGCUGAAGGAGAGCCAAGCAGAGUUAGACAUGGACCAGGUGAAGGACUCUCUCCUGCAGGAGCUGCAGCAGAAGGCAGAGGAGACCGAGCUGCUUCAGAUGGAGCUGCAGAUGCUGGAGACGGAGAGAGUCCGUCUGUCACUGGUGGAGGAGAAGCUAAUGGACAUCCUGCAGCUCCUCCAGCAGCUCAGGGACCUGAAUGUCUCGCGAAGGUCUCUUGGGAAAAUCUUGCUCAGCACUUUGGAGUCUUGCAGUGACCCACAACAUGGCAAAGCCCACAUUCUGGAGGUGCUCAAUGCGCUCUAUCAUGAGUUGGCUGUGUGUGAGAUUCUGUCUGCUGGUGGACCUUUAGAGCGAACACAGAGUCAGCAGUCUCUGAACGCCCUCAUCAUCUCCUGCUAAACAGGACUGCCUCCUGCUGGCCCUGAGAUGAUCUGACAACCUUUCUUGAGGACAACGAAGACUUAACAGUGGUCACAAAACAAGCAGAUUUAUGUGUAUAGUGUAUUAUACUGUAGCUUAUAUUCUCCUCAAACCUUUUUUAAAUAUAAAAGGAUAUUAGUCUAGAAGGCUAAUUAGUGUAGAAAUGGGCUUUAUUGCAUGUAAAGGAAAUUCAUGCUUACAUGUUUUUUACAAAAUCUUUUAUUGCACAAACUUUGAUAUGAUCCAAUAUGGAUGUUUUUCCACAACAAAGUUCUCAAUGUGAAAAUGUUGAAAUAAGCUAAACCUUAAAGGGACGUAAAAUAGUCUGUGAAAAGUAUUGACUUCCAGUGGCCAACAGGUCAAAAAUGAUAGGAAUUGAAAGUAAACUGCAUUUUUUUUCCAUGUACUUCAAUCAUUUAAAUCUGCAUGUCUAGCUCAAAUGUGUCACAUGAAAUGUCGACUACAUUUAAAUGUGGAGAACACAAUUGGUGUGUACUUUACAACCCUCAGGAUGCUUCAGUGUUGAUUAAUGAUAUUCAUGCUGCUUAUUCAUUAACAUAACCAAUAUUCAGCCAUUUCAUAUCUAUCAUUUAUUUGCAUCCAGUUGUUUAUCUGUCAGCGGUAUGCUGGCAUUCAAAAAACCUGCAAACUUAAAUAGUGACAGUCAGGCUUAAAGGUUCACUGUGGAGGAUUUAGUGGCAACUAGCAAUGAGGUUGGAGAUGGCAACCGACUGAACAGUCUCCUCUAAGGCGGUGGAUAAAAACACAAGAGGUCCUCUUUAGAGCCAGUGUUUGUUUAGUCUGUUCUGGACCACUGUAGUAAGUAACAUGAAUGACACCCUGUCUCUUUAAGAUAUUAAAGGCUCAUUCUAAGGUAAUGAAAACAUAAUUUUCAGUAUUCUACUUAAUCCAUCCAUUUUUUAUACUGCUUAUCCGUCAGGGUCGCGGGGGAGCUGGAGCCU